Messenger RNA from Truncatella angustata, 1458 nucleotides. RefSeq lists its product as uncharacterized. Bases 1 to 1458 code for a protein of 485 amino acids. Gene Ontology annotation, molecular function: hydrolase activity, hydrolyzing N-glycosyl compounds. The record is from RefSeq and is a predicted model, not a curated record. The transcript is spliced from 3 exons. Lineage: Eukaryota; Fungi; Ascomycota; Sordariomycetes; Amphisphaeriales; Sporocadaceae.
AUGCUUCAAUCCCAGUUUCACGGUAUUGCACUUGCCGCCCUUGCACUUUCUCAGACAGUCUUUUCUACUUCGAGUUGCGACUGUUGGAUGACUAAGGAUGAUGGUCUACUAUUCACCAAUUACAAGGGAAUUAACUUCCGCUCCCUGGCCAAGUAUGCCGGCCCGGUGCCUGCCCUCAUCACUGGCUAUAAUGCCAAUGCUCGGGCUGGGGCUACCAGCGCAUACUUCAAGUCGUCGGCCUGGGCCAACUUUUUCUCCCUGCAGACUUGGGGGAUAACAGACACACCCGUGAAGAUGGUCAAUUCUCCGAAUAACGCCUUCAUCCAGAACAACACUGAUGGCAGUACCUAUCUCACCCUCAGAACUUACCGUACCAAGAAUUUCCAGUCUGCCGUCGAAGCUGAUUCUGUGACGGAUGACUAUACAGCUGUAUCACUGCGCUACAGAUCCCGCGUCCAUGGCAACGUGGGCGCCUGUGCCGGGGCUUUCACCUAUAAGGCCAAUAACGACACGGGUGUCCUAGUCGAGCACGAGUCGGACCUCGAGAUCCUCACUAGUGGCCCCACCAACAUCCUCCACUACACCACUCACCCAGAGGAAGAGGAUCACGACAAUGACGGCAGCUUCUCGAUCGAGGCCACAGACCGUGGCAAAUGGACCAACUGGCAGGACCACAGGCUGGACUGGACGCAGCCCAAGACGACCUGGUACCUCAAUGGGAAGAUGAACGGCGAGCUUGCGCACGAGGACGCACAGUUCCCGAGUUCUCUCAUCUUCAAUAUGUGGUCAACGGGCAGUUCGGGCUGGGAGGGGACCAUGCCUGUCGGCGGGUCGGCCUACUUUGAUUUGCAAUACCUCUUGUACGCCAACGAGUUCAACACUCGCGGCACCAUUGCUACGACGUCUAUUUGGCUACAGAGCCAGACAUACUCAGAAGCCAUAUUGUCCAUCCUGGAUACCUAUGGCCAUGUUUUUGACAAUCUGAACAAGUACUCAGCUGUGUACUGCCGGUACGGAAAGCCAAAACAAUUCAAGCUUCGUGUAGCUUCCGGAUCCAAGGUAUACGGUAAAGUAGCAUUGGGGGAAGCUUUGAGUGAUGGGACUGCUCUCUUGAUCGCCUCUUUGAAAGAAUCCACCAGACCGCUGUUUGUAAGUGUAUGGGGCGGGACCAAUACACUUGCCCAAGCGCUCGACUAUCUCACCAAGACUCGUUCCGUUGACGAGUUCAGCGCAUUGCGCCGUAGACUGCGGGUGCAUGCCAUCUUGGACCAGGAUGACACGGGCGAAUGGAUCCGUCAAACGUUUCCAGAUAUAUAUUACAUUUUUUCUAAUCAUGCCUGGGCCAUAUACCCCAAUGCGGCCUGGCAAGGCAUGGGUUGUAGUGGUAUCGUCGGAGCCAACAAUUCCAUCGUUGGCGCAGAUUGGCUCGCUGCAAACAUUCAGUCCUUUGGACAUUAG